Chiloscyllium plagiosum (whitespotted bambooshark) is the source of this 4119-nucleotide messenger RNA. It is a transcript of the gene pias2, whose product is annotated as protein inhibitor of activated STAT, 2. Gene Ontology annotation, cellular component: chromatin. Lineage: Eukaryota; Metazoa; Chordata; Chondrichthyes; Orectolobiformes; Hemiscylliidae. The record is from RefSeq and is a predicted model, not a curated record. Gene Ontology annotation, biological process: regulation of transcription by RNA polymerase II; protein sumoylation. Gene Ontology annotation, molecular function: zinc ion binding; SUMO ligase activity; transcription coregulator activity.
GUCUAGUGAGAGAGGGAAGAGGGAGUCAGAGAGACAGAGGGAGAGAGGGGGGAGCGGAAACUGGAGAAAAGAAGGAGCCCAGCUGGAAACGGCGGGCCAAGGGAAAAGAGGCAAGGCAAGACACUGAGGAACGAGCAACCCUGACCAGGGAAGCGUUCCUGAAUAUGGUUUCGAGUUUUCGUGUCUCAGAGCUUCAAGUGUUGUUAGGUUUUGCUGGUCGUAACAAAAGUGGUCGCAAGCAUGAACUCCUUGUGAGAGCACUACACCUUUUAAAGAGUGGUUGUAGUCCAGCUGUUCAGAUCAAAAUUAAGGAACUGUACAGACGACGUUUUCCUAGAACUAUUGAAAGCCUUGCUGACUUGUCAGCUAUAAAAUCUUCGGUUUUCUCUUUGGACAAUAACCUGUCUAGUGACUCUGAGUUGACCUCUGGGAUUGCGCAUUCUUCGGCAUCCACAUCAGCCACACCUCAGACUUCAUCUCCAUUGGUUAGCUCUGUGCUGCUACAUGAGACUAAGCCAAAUAUAGAAAUGCAAGAGGCUUCUCCCUCCAUCCAUCCUGUCCAUCCAGAUGUCCAACUGAAAAGCAUACCCUUUUAUGAUGUGCUGGACGUGCUUAUUAAACCGACAAGUCUAGUGCCAUCAAACAUUCAACGAUUCCAGGAAAAGUACUUCAUCUUCGCAUUGACUCCUCAACAAGUAAAAGAAAUAUGCAUUUCUAGGGACUUUUUGCCAGGUGGAAGAAGAGACUAUAUUGUGCAGGUUCAGUUGAGGUUUUGUCUCGCAGAGACGAGCUGUCCGCAGGAAGACAAUUAUCCUAAUAAUUUAUGUAUAAAAGUAAAUGGAAAACUUUAUCCACUACCGGGGUUUACACCGCCACCUAAAAACGGUGUUGAGCAGAAGCGACCUGGUCGGCCUUUAAACAUCACAUCACAAGUUAGACUCUCAUCGGCUGUACCCAAUCAAAUUUCAGUUUCUUGGGCACCAGAAAUGGGAAGAAAUUAUUCCGUGUCUGUGUUCUUGGUGAAGCAACUGACAUCUGCUGUAUUACUGCAGAGACUGCGGAACAAAGGCAUUAGGAAUUCUGACCAUUCCAGAGCACUUAUUAAAGAAAAGUUGACUGCAGAUCCUGAUAGCGAGAUUGCAACUACAAGCCUAAGAGUUUCGUUGAUGUGUCCCUUGGGGAAGAUGCGGCUGAUAGUCCCUUGCCGUGCAGUCACCUGUACACAUCUACAAUGCUUCGAUGCUGCCCUCUAUCUUCAGAUGAAUGAAAAGAAGCCCACGUGGAUUUGUCCAGUGUGUGAUAAAAAGGCAUCCUAUGAUAGUUUAAUAAUAGAUGGUCUGUUUAUGGAAAUCCUGAAUUCUUGCACAGAUGUAGAUGAGAUUAAAUUCCAAGAAGAUGGCUCCUGGUGUCCGAUGAGGCCCAAAAAGGAAUCUUUAAAACUACCCAACUCUCAAUGUACAAAAGUUGAACUUUCAUCAACUCCAAACGUAACUAACAAGACUGCUUCUGCAGUGCCAUCCAGUGAAGCAAAUAUCAACAAGAAGGUUGAGGUUAUAGAUCUCACCAUUGAAAGUUCGUCUUCUGAUGAGGAGACAGAACCUCCACUAAAGAAGAGGUGCUUAUAUCCAGCAGAUACAGAGGACACUGCCAGCAAAGGGGUCCUUGCCUAUCAGCCACCUGCAGUUCGAUUGCCAAAUGUCACGACUGUUGAUACAAGUUUUCUGCCUCAGUUGGCAGACUAUCCAGCCACAUUCCAUCACUCAACAAUGGCCCUUCCACCUGAGAUUCAAAAUUUGGACUUUUUCUCAUUAUUUCAGAGUGAUCCUCAGUACUGUCAAUCUAUAUUUCUGGACAAUCUCUCCACUGCUGUUGGAUCACCGACUAUAACACCCACCACUGUGGGUGGAAGCAUCAUCUCAUCAACCCAGCAUCAUGAGGGCAGCGGCAGCAGCAACAGUCGAGCAGAAACUGGGGUGAUAGCAGGAGCCGGAGGGGGCAGCAGCAUACCAGACAUCAUCUCUUUAGAUUGAUAAAUUUUGCAUAGACUUGAUUUUGUAUUCAGGAGCUGGAUGGGGUGGUUGAAGGGAAGAAGAAUGAAACAGUAGUCGCAUUGCAGCCAAGAACUCGAUUUCAACACUGCAUUCUCCACAAUGCUGCCACUUUUUUGUUUUCAAAGUAUCAAAAACUUUGUUGACUGGCAGCAUUCAGAGUGCUGGUGCAGUACUUCCUUGGAAUGAGAACAAAAAUGGAUGACAGAAAUGGAAUCUGAAAUCCUUGGCUUGAAGUCUGAUGGAAGCAGAAGACAAAAUUGUAAUAUUUUGUUGCGAUUAAUGUAGUGUAGUUCCAUUUACAGCCACUGUUGAAGUUCACAGCAAUUUUCUAUUCCUCUAUUGACUCUGAAUUUUCAAGGUGCCCUUCCCAACCCAAAAUACAUGCAUCGUCUCUGUAACAGUUCAAAGAAUUGGUGCUUUAUUGCGAAGUAUACUAUACCCUUGGUUACUGUGAAGAAUUCCUUUGUUUCACAGUUGCUGAGGUGUUAAGUACUGUAAUUCUGACUCAAAUGCAAUAACUGAGCCAGAUGUUGAGAUCUUUAGUAUAAGAUAUUGUAGUAGUCAGUUCUGAGAUGUAAUUCUUUAUCAAUGAUUGAAUUACCUAUAAGCAUGUACAGUGUUUCUAGGAUGGAGAAAAUACACUUUUUUAAAUGGUUUGCAUUCCUUUUGUAAUUUUAAUGCAAUUUUCUUGGGAAAAGCAGGGAAUAAGCAAACAAUCUGUACUUCUGGCAAACACUGCAUGGUCUUGAUUAAAAUUAGGAAGAAUCUGAUUUCAGUACCUGUUGAUCUAGCCGAUUUUGAGACAGUAUCAGUAUGAUGUAAUGUCUCAGUGAUUCAGAAAAGAAAAUCCAGAUACUACUGUUUAGAAGUGGGGAGAAAAGAAACUGUAGGCAAGAUUUAUUUAGACAUGCACUGUCCAAUUUAAUAUCUUGCUGGCAGUCACUGUCUGGUCUCCUACACACACAAUGGAAAUGCAGAUGAGGUAAAUGGACCACCAAUUGUGGACAACAUCCCAUUCCUCUACUCUUAUGGUUUAAGAUUGGAGAAAAUUAGAAGUAGUAAAAUUUAAUCAUUAAAUCGUAUACACUUGGAUUACUUCCUCUUGCUGUAUGCCACAGCCCUUCAUUUGAGCCUGAAACGUUGAUGAAUCUGAUCUGAAAGGGAUGUAUUUCGUGUUAUGGGGGCCAGAUUGGAGCAGAACCUAAAGUUACACAAUAUUUGUACAAAUCCUAAUAGAGUUGUUUAGUUAGAGCCAAGCCCUGGAGUUUCUGAUUUGGAUUCCAAUUCCGCAUUUCAGAAAAGUAACAAUUCUGACCUGGAAGUGCUUAGUACUUGAAAGCCAGGACAUGCUGAAAAUAGUUGGUUAUCUUUAGUUUCUAGGUCACUUAAUAAUCUAGUGUGGAUAAAUGCACCAUGUGCUGUAGUAAGCAAUGUAGUCCAGAAGGUUCAAGGUACAAUUUCUAGUCAAUCCUGAGCUUGUUGAUCACAGCCAGACUAUUUAUUGUGAUAUUUUGAUUGGUCUCAUCUCUAAGCUAAAUGGGAGUACUCAUUUAAUGUCCAUUAAAUGAAUCCUCCAAAAUCUGCCCUGGUGAAUGAGCCUUGGAUAACAUCAGAGCAGCAGUUUGCUCUGCACUUUUCUGUGAUAGAAGAUGGUGCCUUUUGAAAUUGCACCCCAGUAAUAGUGCCUUCAGGAGAGAAUGAUGGAGGAGUUAGCAAAAAAGGCUUUCAUUAAUUUGGUUGAACGUUUUAAAUUUUAUUUUUGAAAUUAUGCAAUUCUUAAAAAAAAAUCAUCUUGGCUGCAUUGACUGGGUCAAAAUAGGUCAAACCUAUUUUUCAUCUACUUAAAGUAGGGCAUUUAUCUAAAGAUGUUUUCUGAAUUUUUUUAGAGAAAGCUCUGAUUCCUUUUAAAAGAAAGUUAAUAUUUUGAAGCAAUUGAUAUUGUCUCUUUUGUUCUGUCAUGGGAUUUGAAAUAAAGUUCUUGUUCCACUAUUUUCUUCUAUGCUAAAGACGCUUGUAGUGUUAUAUAAAUUUGGGACCUAAAAACUAAAACAUGUUCUCUGAAGCCGAA